AAUGUACUUAUCAUCGUUUUUUCUUUGGCUGGUUUGGGUUUAUGGGAGUCUUCUGGGUUUCUUUUCUUUUCUGUCGAUGGUCUUUUGGAUGGUCUCUGGGUUUGGUUCCUUUCUUGGCCAGUUUUCUGGCGUUUCUUGGGGGUUUUUGGAAUUGGGGCUCUUGACUUGAUGGUUUUCCUGCUUUUUGGGUUGUGAUUGGAUAUGGGUUUUCUCUCCUGGUGAUUCUGGAUAUACGGGCUGGAUGUGGGCUUUCUUUUCUUUGGAGAUUCUGGUUGGAUUUGGGUGUUGAUGUUUUCUACGUGUUGGACUUGGGAGGAGUUGGGUAUUGGGUCUGGGGGCUUUCUUUCUUUUCUUUUCUUUCCUUUUCUUCCUUGCUCGCCGAGGACGAUUUUUUCGAUUUUCGCUCUGCCGACUAUCGACGACACGGUCCUUCGACAUCAAAGGCAACAUCACCAAGCCCUGGCAGGGAGGCAGGGACGGGCUUGGGUCGCCCCGACGCGACAUUCUGGUUCGACUUUGUUAUUGAGAAACAAUUCCCGUGCAACUUUCCAAUAUGCCCGCGUUGGUCGCUUUACGGUCUUCACUAUCUUGACUCUUUCUGCGCUUGAGAUUGCGUUGACUGGUUUACGAGCUAUUUUUUUGUUUUUGGAUUUCGCGUUUGUGGAUACUUACCGACUAGAUGCUGCUUCGACAUUCAAGGCAACUUCACCAAGCCCUGGCAGGGUGGUAGGGACGGGCUUGGGUCGCCCCGACGCGACAGUGUGUUUGGAUCUGGUGGUUGGAAACUUCUCGUGUGCAACUUGUUUUGAGGACCUCGUUCUGGAAUUUUGUACUUAUCGGGCCUUUUUCUUACUAGCUUCCGUUGAUAGCUAUAUAGCUAGAUAGCCAGAUAGCUAGAUAGACUUAGGUAGCUGCUGUUGGGUUUUUGGGUUUGCCGUUGGCGACUUUGGUUCUCGUUAGGAGACUUUCGUUUGAGCGGUUUUCUCUUGGACGGUUUUCUCUUGGACGGCCUUUUUUGGU
Aspergillus steynii IBT 23096 is the source of this 1020-nucleotide messenger RNA. RefSeq lists its product as uncharacterized. The record is from RefSeq and is a predicted model, not a curated record. The transcript has 3 exons. NCBI's taxonomy places the organism in Eukaryota, Fungi, Ascomycota, Eurotiomycetes, Eurotiales, Aspergillaceae. The coding region runs from base 289 to 885 and encodes 198 amino acids.